Rhincodon typus (whale shark) is the source of this 1538-nucleotide messenger RNA. RefSeq names its product MAP3K12 binding inhibitory protein 1 (gene mbip). Bases 122 to 1135 code for a protein of 337 amino acids. NCBI's taxonomy places the organism in Eukaryota, Metazoa, Chordata, Chondrichthyes, Orectolobiformes, Rhincodontidae. The transcript is spliced from 10 exons. Gene Ontology annotation, cellular component: cytosol. The record is from RefSeq and is a predicted model, not a curated record.
GAAUCGCCGAAAACACUCAGCUCCUGUCGAGAAAGAAAAAUUAAUCGCGGUGUUCGUUUUUUUUUUAAAUUGUUAAAUAUGUAACUUAACUAACUGAAACUUUUAAGACGCGUCGAAGAGAAUGCGCCCAAUAUCGGUGAUAGAUGCAAAAUGUUUAUUGCUAGGGAGAUGGCCAGAGAAGCUUAAUGUUGGAGGUGAUGUUCUAAACAUUACUAUUGAUCUACGUAAGCUUCAGAGUCUGCCAGCACAUCUCAACCCAGGGCACCUUAGUAGCUUACUCCAGCAACAUAUCCUUGAUUUACAGUGUGUUUCAGAUAAAUUGAAAUUAUUGAUGAGAAAAGACAUUUCUGGAAUCGGAAGCACAGGAGAGACUAUGCUGCCUACAAAACCUGAUAAUUAUUCCAAUUUAGCAAUGACUGGCCAUAAGCAAAUUUCAAGUAAACCAAUUAAUCUAAAAACAAAAGUAUUCCUAAAUGACGCUCAAAACAAGUCUGAAGGACAAGACGAACCAAAUAGCCAAACUGAUACAGAAUUGGUUCAAAUCAAGGCAAACAGAGAUGAAAUUGAAAGAAGAAUUUCAGCAUUCAUGGAGAGAAAGCAGGCAGAGAUCAAUGAAAAUAACAUCCGUGAAUUCUGCAAUGUUAUUAAUUGUAAUCAAGAAAACAGCUGUGCUAGAACAGAUGCAGUCUUCACACCACACCCUGGUUUCAAAAGUCAUAUAAAAGUUUCAAGAGUUGUGAAUACAUAUGGGCCUCAGACAAGGACUGAAGGUGUGGAAGCAUCUCUGCAAAAACGUGAAACUGUGACACAAAAUUGUGGUAACCCUGCUGUUGAAGAGAGGCUUCAAAAUAUGGAGAUCCACUUGAAGCUUCCAACAGAUGGUCCAGUUCCGAUUGAUAUUUAUCAAAGGAUCAAGAGGCUGGAGGAUAGAAUUCUUCAUUUGGAAGGACUUUCUCCAGAAUAUUUUCAACAUGUGAAUUUUCCAAGCAAAAGGCGUAAAGUUCAUGAAACAAUGCAGGGCUACAGUCUGAUAGAAAUUGAUGAGAAGAUUAAUGCGCUGAAGGCAGUUCUGUUGCAGAAAGCAAAUGACCAGACUCUACCAACAGAAGCUGACAAGAAAAUGAAAACCUGCUGAAGUGACGUAAUUAACAUUCAGAUGCUGCUGUCUGAAAUCCAUAUUCUGGAUUGAAAAUGUCAGUUUGGCUCCUAUAAAGUUGUUUCCUAGUUCUAGUUCUCAGAUAAAUGGGAAAAGCAGCCAUUACUCUUCAAAAGUUGUCAGAACAGUGGAGACUUAGAAAUAUAUGUAUCCCAAUAUUCAGAAUAAACAGAACUUGUGCUAUGACAGGAUGUGUAUUAUAUUGUUUUGUACAAAAUUUUGGAUUUUGGCAUCAGAUUGUUUUAAUGUUAAAUGUAUCAAAUGCUGACCAAACAAGUGACUUGAGUAAAUCAUAUUUUAAGCAUUCAUUGUUCAUGUAACUAUUGCAUGUUAAUUUUGUGUAUGCGCAACAAUGAUGCAAUAAAAGUUUUGAUAAUGUUCA